AACUACAAGCCGCUCAACGUAAAAGAUGCGUUGUACUACUUGGACCAGGUGAAGCUACAAUUCCGGAAUCAGACCGACGUCUACAACAACUUCCUCGACAUCAUGAAGGACUUCAAGAGCCAAAAUAUCGACACACCAGGUGUUAUUGAAAGAGUUUCGUCCUUAUUCAAAGGACACCCAAAGUUGAUAGACGGGUUCAACACCUUCCUUCCCCAAGGCUUUUCCAUUGAGUGCUCAACUUCUGAUGUCAACACCAUUAUUGUCACGACUCCAUUGGGAACCUCCAUCAGGAGAAACUCUGCGACGUCCCUUCCGAGCGCGUCCGAAGCCCAGCCAUUGUCAGCUGCAACCAAUAACGGGUUUCCACAGCAAAGAGGUGUGCCCUCCCAGUAUCCGUACAUGGAGAAUAACAACGGCAAUCAGCAGCCGCCAUUCAAUGCACCAGAGCAACAGGCUGCCCCGGCAGCAGAUCAACAAGCAGAGUCGAAGCAGAGUACCCCAGCCGAAUUUGAUCAGGCUAUCAACUAUGUAAACAAGAUCAAACAAAGGUACGCUUCCCAACCAGACAUUUACAAGUUGUUCUUGGAAAACUUACAAAUGUACCAAAAGGGCCUCAAACCAAUAAAUGAAGUUUAUAGAGAGAUUUCUGUUCUCUUCAGAGAUGCUCCUGACUUGUUGGAAGACUUCAAAUUAUUCAUGCCUGAUAACACCAUCUCCACACAGCAAGACCAGUUGAUGAAUCAAGGACCAGAUGCCCAAGCUGCAGCUGAACAGUACCCGCAAUAUGCCCAACAACAAUUUCAACCUCAACAAUAUCCUUCUCAACCACUUCAGCAGCAGCAGCAACCACUUCAACAGCAACAACAACAGCUGCAGUCGCAGCAGCAACCACCACAAUUCCAACAGGAUGCACAUUUGGCAGCUAAGGAUAGAAAGAAAAAGGGUUCAGUGUCUGGUGUAAGUCAGAUUCAAACAGUUCAAAAGCAGGGUCAAUUACAACCGAGCGAUGAAUUCCCCGUUUCUAACUUGAGAGGUGCACCACUUGAACAACAUCAAAUACAACAGCUGCAUGAAAAGCCUGCUCUUAUUUCAGGUGUUCUCGAACCUGUUUAUCCUAAAACUUUGGAUACAGAUCUAUCCAAUGAAUUAGCAUUUUUUGAUAAAGUGAAGAAGGCUAUUGGUAAUAAGCAAACUUACAAUGAGUUUUUGAAGUUACUAAAAUUAUAUUCAAGUGAUGUUAUUGAUAAGUCGACUUUGCAUGAUAAAGCACGUACUAUGAUUGGUGGGUUCCCGGAGCUUUUUGAAUGGUUCAAGAACUUCAUUGGUUGGGAAGAAAAACCUUUGAGAAUUGAAAAUAUUGCAAUAAAAAAGCAACAACUAGAUUUAAUGAUGUGCAAAGCUGCUGGCCCAUCGUACAGACAAUUGCCUAAGUCACAGACUAAAAUGCCAUGCUCCGGUAGAGAUGAUUUGUGUUGGUCGGUUUUCAAUGAUGAAUGGGUCGGUCAUCCUGUUUGGGCUUCCGAGGAAUCUGGAUUUAUUGCUCACCGUAAAAAUCAAUACGAAGAAAUGCUUUUCAGGAUAGAAGAUGAAAGACACGAAUAUGACUACUAUAUGGAAGCCAACUUAAGAACCAUUCAAACCCUAGAGACUAUUGCCAAUAGAAUAGCCAACAUGACACCUGAGGAAAAGGCUAGAUUCAAGUUGCCAAUUGGUUUGGGACAUACAUCUAGUACGAUUUACGUCAAGGUCAUCAGAAAGAUCUAUGAUAAAGAUAGAGGAUGGGAGGUAAUCGAUGCAUUGCACGAAAAUCCUACAGUUACUGUUUUAAUUGUUUUGAAAAGAUUGAAGCAGAAAGAUGAAGAAUGGAAGAGAGCGCAUAGAGAAUGGAACAAAGUUUGGAGAGAAGCGGAGCAAAAAUUGAUGAUCAAGUCCCUAGACCAUUUGGGUUUAUCUUUCAAGAACAUCGAUAAAAAAUUAUUGACUAACAAGCAACUUGUGAGUGAAAUAUCGACAAUCAAGCAAGAACAAGUCAACAAAAAACUUCACCCCCUGAUGACUAGACCAAAGUCUGAAUUGAUUACCAUGUAUGAAGAUUUCAGCAUUUUUAUGGAUAUUCUGAAACUUGUGAAUACCAACUUAAAACAUAACCAAGUCUAUUCUCAGAAUGAUAAAGAAAGAAUGGAGACUUUCAUGAGAUCUUUCAUGGUUAAAUUUUUCUUCAUGGACCCACAAUACAUUGAGGAUCAGUUAACGAAGCGUGGAAUUGUCUCAGUUAAUGAAGAUAAUGACACUGCAGAAGAUUCUAAUAAGGAGGAAAUCAAUACCAAGUCGAUUCCAACUCUUUCUCAAACAAAGAAGAGACCUAGAGAAUAUGAUUUAUUGAGAGACGUUUUACGGAAGAAUAAGAGAAGAAAGAACGAAUUACAAGGUCAACAGCAAAGCAACUCCACAAAUGAUCAAGAGACCGGUGAAGAUGAGCAAGUUCCUGAUGAAAUACAAAAGGUUCAAUCUAACUGGAUUUCAAAUGAGACUUUCAAUUCAACGGACAACAAGGCCAGAGAGGAGUAUAACAUGUUCGCCAAUACUCAAAUCUACGUCUUUUACAGGCACUUGGACACACUUUAUAAGAGAUUGUUAGAAAUAAAGAAGAUUGCUCCUUCUGUCAAUAAGGAAAUCAAAUCCAGACUACCAACCAAGUUUGCAUCUGAUCUUGGCUUAAUUGAUCACCAUUUGGAAGAUUUAGGUGUGUCUAUCAAAGGAAGCGAUUCUUAUUCUGAAGCCCUUGAAUUGUGUGUUAAAUUGAUCGACAACAAACUCGAGCAAAGUACCUUUGAAGAAGCUCUUCGUAAUGGGUUCAGAAAUAAAGCUUUCAAAUUGUUCACAAUUGAUCGGGUAAUUCAAAGUUUGAUGAAACACUGCCACACGAUAGUUUCUGAUUCCAAAUGUAGUGAGAUUCUGCUGUUGAUGGAAAAGGACCGCAAUCAACCAAAAACAAGUACAAAAGACCAAAUCCUUUACAGAAUUCAAGUUCGGAAUUACAUGAAUUUAGAUGAAAAUAUGUUCAAAAUCACUUACAACAAGGCCUUGUCAGCAACCACCAUCACUUUCCUAGCUCUAGAAGAUUUGACUAUUAAGGAUGAAUCUCAGGAUAAAGAAGGUAAAUGGAAUUAUUAUUUGACAAGCUACUCGAUGUCUCAUCCGACGGAAGGUUUAGACAGUACUAAAAUUCGUUUACCAUUUUUGAAGAGCCAGCUAGAAAAUGAACAAGAGGACGAAAAUGAAAUCGAGGGAGUAGCAGAUUCCAAGCUAUCGGUGAAGAUCGAUAUGGAUACUUACAGAAUGAGAUUUGAGCCAGAAUCUUAUGACUUGUUCAUUAGAAACUCUCUAUAUUCGAAAAAACCAACUAGUAAAAAAAACCGGCAAAUCAGACUUGAUAAAUUGGUUGAUGUUGUGAAUGGUGAUUAUGGAAUUGCUGCAGACUUGAAAGAAGACGGUUUGAAGCGUGCCAACGAGAAACUCGAAAUUUUGAAGGCAGAAGGCCCAGAGAAGUAU
Pichia membranifaciens NRRL Y-2026 is the source of this 3552-nucleotide messenger RNA. RefSeq lists its product as hypothetical. The transcript is spliced from 5 exons. Gene Ontology annotation, biological process: negative regulation of transcription by RNA polymerase II. Gene Ontology annotation, molecular function: transcription corepressor activity. Gene Ontology annotation, cellular component: chromatin; Sin3-type complex. The record is from RefSeq and is a predicted model, not a curated record. The annotation marks the transcript as partial. NCBI's taxonomy places the organism in Eukaryota, Fungi, Ascomycota, Pichiomycetes, Pichiales, Pichiaceae.